Molecule: messenger RNA, 566 nt
Organism: Amphimedon queenslandica
Lineage: Eukaryota; Metazoa; Porifera; Demospongiae; Haplosclerida; Niphatidae
Exons: 5
Coding region: 14-526 (170 amino acids)
Biological process (GO): sterol transport
Molecular function (GO): sterol binding
Source: RefSeq, a predicted model, not a curated record
UGCUACAAAGAAGAUGACUACAAAAAUGAACUAUCAUAUUUUACUUUUCCUGGCGCUAGCUGUGUUUGUAGUAUCUGAAAAUCAAUGCAAAGAGAGUAGAUCUGACAGUGGAAAAGAGUACAAUUUUACAAGUUGCGACGCUGAAACACACAAACAUUUACAACUGAGUCAACUAAACAUAAGUCCAUAUCCAAUAAUACGUGGAAAAUGUCUUCAUGUCAAAGGACUUUUGCAUGCAAGUAGUAAAAUAGACUGGGCAAUCAUAAAAUUCAAAGCAGUCUAUAAACUUCACAAAGGUCCCAUUCAACUUAACAUCACAAUAAUUGACGAGCAACUCAAUUUCUGUGACUUUUGCGUUGAAGCAAUACAACAUUAUUGCCCUGUUCUUCCUGGAGUGUAUCAUAUUAAUGAGCCUGUUGUUAUUCCAAGUAUAUUUUGGACAGGUGAAUAUGAAAUGAGAGUUUCCAUUUUCAAUGACAAAAAUGACAAGUUAUUUUGUGGGAAAGCAUUUCUCCAUAUUAAAUAAAUAGACCUUCACAUGUCUUGAAACACAAAUAAAUAAAUAA